AUGAAGUACACCGGCAUCGCGGCAAUGGGCUUGAUGGGCUGUGCCCUCGCCCUCCCCCAGGGCGGCGUCCCCGGCGCCGGUCCUCACGGCCCCCACGGGCCCCCAGGUGUCCCCCCAAGCGACGCACCAACCCCAGCAGGCUCACCCAUUGGCCUCCUGCCGACCCCCAGCGCCGCCCCCAGCGGCUUCGAGAAGCGUGACUUCCCCGGCUUCCCCAUCUUCAGCGGCAUCUCCAGCCUGCCCUUCACCAUUCCCGCUCCCUCCGCCGCCCCCGAACACGAGAAGCGCCAGUUCGGGCUCGCCGGAGUCGGCCCCCACGGUCCUCACGGAGGCCCUCCUUCCGGAGACUUCCCUACCCCAACUGGCCCUCCCCCCUCAGGCUCCCCAACUGCUCUCCCCAGCGGCUUUGACAAGCGCCAGUUCCCUACCGAUCUGCCCUUCUCAAUUUCCACCAGCCUGCCUUUCUCGCUGCCUUUCGAGAAGCGCGACUUCCCGACCCCCAUUGGCUUCCCGGAUAACCUGCCAACCAACCUGCCUACCCCCACUGGCCCUCCUCCCAGCGGUGCACCUACUGGACGCCCUGGUCGCUUCCACCUUCCCCCUCAGUAA
Messenger RNA from Penicillium soppii, 609 nucleotides. RefSeq lists its product as uncharacterized. Lineage: Eukaryota; Fungi; Ascomycota; Eurotiomycetes; Eurotiales; Aspergillaceae. The coding region runs from base 1 to 609 and encodes 202 amino acids. The record is from RefSeq and is a predicted model, not a curated record. The transcript has a single exon.